AUGGACUUCGACGCUGCUCUACUCGAAAGGUCAAAGACGUUUCUGCCAGAUCGCUCGCGCGCAGACGGCGGACUGAAGGUCAUUGCGUGCGGUCUAGGCCGUAGCGGAACCACAUGUGAGUGCUGGCUAUCAGUGCAGAAAGGCGGCAUCUGACUCUUCCCAUCUCAGCGCUGGGUGUCGCGCUCGACAUUCUUGGUCUCGGUCCGGUCCAUCACUAUCAGAGCCUCCAAUUCGAUGCCAAUCUGUCUCGGGACUGGAUCAAGGCCUUCGAGGCAUUGAAUCGUGGAGAAAACGUCUCAAAAGAGCAAUGGAAUGACAUAUUCUGCGGGUUCAACGUCAGUAUAUCCGAGUCCAUCGUUGGAGAAACGCUAAAGCAGACGCAGGCCGCUGUCGGCUCCCCUGCUUGCCACGUCGCUGACGAAUUGGCCAAUAUCUACCCCGACGCAAAAAUCAUCGUCAACCAGAGGGAUUUUGACGCCUGGGUCAGCUCAUACACCAAGAACUUAUGGGGAAAAGCACGUGUAGGAUGGAUAUGGCGUCUGCUGGUACCUGCGCUCCAGGCACGAGCCGAUUUGCGACAAGUGGUAAAGCGCGUGACUGGAUUCCACGAAGCAGGUAUGACCGAAGAUCCGAGAGCGGGAUUGCGGAAGUCUUAUGACGCCCACUACGCGAAGAUGCUUGGAAACAUCCCCGUCGAUCGUCGACUCUGUUGGGACCUGUCGGACGGCUGGGAUCCAUUGUGCUCGUUCCUCGAUGUACCCAUCCCUGAUCAGCCGUUCCCUCAUACGCAUACAAGCGCUGAGUUCAAGGAGAAAAGGAGCAGAGUCGAUCCCGUCACCAGGAAGUUGGCACGGGAGAAUGUCAUUUGGGCGCUGAACUCGAGCGCGGUCACGAUUGGAAUUCUAUGCGUCAUUGCUGGGGCGUACCGCUUUCGAUCCAAGUGGUUGAGGGGCCAUUGA
This is a messenger RNA of Lecanosticta acicola, 959 nucleotides long. Lineage: Eukaryota; Fungi; Ascomycota; Dothideomycetes; Mycosphaerellales; Mycosphaerellaceae. The record is from the annotation of a GenBank genome assembly.